Molecule: messenger RNA, 3106 nt
Organism: Corythoichthys intestinalis (scribbled pipefish)
Lineage: Eukaryota; Metazoa; Chordata; Actinopteri; Syngnathiformes; Syngnathidae
Gene: castor2
Product: cytosolic arginine sensor for mTORC1 subunit 2
Exons: 9
Coding region: 225-1211 (328 amino acids)
Biological process (GO): negative regulation of TORC1 signaling
Source: RefSeq, a predicted model, not a curated record
UCCGGGUUUUUUUUUUCUUCUUCUUUUUUUUUUUACCUCUUGCUUUCUUCCUCCCUCUCUGCUUCUCUGUCUCUCGCUCCUCUUUCUCUAUUUAAGACGACUUUAGGCUGCGGCGUGUAUGUAUUUAUUAAUGCCCUCAUUUUUUUGACAGCACUUAGCUUUAUUGAGUUUAGUUAUACUUUGUUUUUCGUAGCCGCCCCUUUUCCAAUGAGAAGACGUAAAAGAUGGAGCUUCACAUUUUAGAGCACAGCCUGAAAGUGGCGAGUAUAGAGAAGGAAGGCAUCCAGAUUUGCACGCACGGAUUAAUCAAACUCGCCUUCCUGGCCUCCAAAACCAGGUGCAAAUUCUUCAGCCUGACAGAAACGCCAGAGGACUACACCAUCAUCGUGGACGAGGAGGGCUUUAAAGAGCUGCCGGAGUCGGAGCACAUCAGCGUCGCCGAGGCCACGUGGCUGGCGCUCAACGUGGUGUCGGGCGGCGGGAACGCGUCCAACUCGCAGCCCAUUGGCGUCACUAAGAUUGCCAAGUCUGUCAUAGCACCAUUGGCCGAUCACAACAUCUCGGUUUUCAUGCUGUCCACAUAUCAGACCGACUUCAUCCUGGUCCGAGAGCGAGACCUGCCCAUGGUCAUGCACACACUGUCUUCGGAGUUCACGUUACUGCGAGUGGUCAACGGAGAGACUGUGGCCGCCCACCAUUUGGGGGUGACCAAUGGCUUCGUCAAGCCUAAACUCGUGCCACGUCCAAUCAUUCACCCACUCUCAAGCCCGAGCAACAUGUUCUGUGUAACCAGUUUGGAUCCGGACACGCUUCCCUCUGUAGCCACCCUGCUAAUGGACGUCAUGUUCUAUUCUGGAGGGUCGAAAGAAUCUGGUGCCUGUGGGGAGGAUUCCAGCCACAUCCGAUUCUUCUCUUUCUCCCUCAUCGAAGGCUAUAUCUCACUGGUCAUGGACGAACAGACGACGCAAAGGUUCCCAAACAACGUUCUGUUUACCAGCGCUUCUGGCGAGCUAUGGAAAAUGGUUCGAAUCGGUGGACAACCUUUAGGAUUCGAUGAGUGUGGCAUUGUGGCUCAGAUUUCAGAACCUCUGGCAACCGCCGACAUUCCAGCGUACUACAUUAGCACGUUCAAGUUCGACCAUGCCUUGGUUCCAGAGGAAAACAUCCAGAGCGUGAUCGGAGCGCUCAGAACCGAGAGCGCCCUGGCAUAGCCAAGAUGGAGGGGGAAAAAAUGGGUUUUAGCGUUUUAUCGUUUCCAAAAACUGCCAAGAGCUAAUUAGCGGACGACUAUGGAUUGAGGCGCAAAGUGUGAAGGGGAUUUUGUCGCUUAGCCGGUUUUCCUUAGCCCCUUUUUUCCUUGAUAUGCCACCCGAGGGCACCGCCCCACACUGGCAGUUGAUGCUGUUUAGCACCCUUACAUGUCCGACUGUGUUAGUUACAGUGACCCCCGUAGUGGAAGGACAAUGAAUGUACUCACGCAAGAUUUUUUGUUCUUUUGCUUAUGUUCUGUUUUAUAUUUAACAAUUUUUGGCUUCCUUUUUUUCUUUUUGUUACUGUUCUGUUUUUGCUAUUUUUUUCUUCUGGGUUUUUCCAUUAUUUCUUCAUUUUUUUUUUUUUUUCACGGUUUUUUUGUUCUUUAUUUUUUUUCCCUUUUUCAUAACAUUUUUCUCCUUUUCAUUGGUGCCAAUGUUUUUUUUUCUUAUUUUGAAUGCCUAAAGUGAUGAUGCCUUUUGUUGUGCAAUCGAAGGUCGCGUGUUAUUCGCUGCCGUAACCGUGAAGUUGUUGAUCCAUCUGGACGAGAAUCUUUUUUUGUGUGUGUGCAAGUGCUCACACUGCGAGCAACCGGUCGCUUCCUGCACAGAGGAUUUUUUUUUUUUUUUUCAAUUCUUCCGCUAGUGCCGGCGGAUAUGUAGCAUUGAUAGUUUGACUACUUGAUUGUGAAGGAAAAAUGUAACCUUUUUCGCUUAUAACCUUACAAUACAAUAUAUUAACAGCGUAGUUCCUGAAAUAUUGGUUGUUGACCCCCUCCCCAGUCAUACAAUAUUAAUUUUAAGUCUUGAAAUUUUUGUACCGACUGAAUGUUCCGGGCUCUUGCCUAUACACUUUGUAAACCUGGCGUUGUAAUCACUGGUUAGCUCUCGGGUAAUGUGGAGGAAUUUGUGAAAAAUGAUGCGUCAGGUUGAAUUUUGUUAUCACAUUCUGCGUCUGACAAAUUUAGACAACUUAAGUUGCCGUAACCCAAAAAGGUAGACGACGAACUCACUGAGAAAUGGACAACUAGAUUUUUAAUGUUGUCAACUGUUUUUGAAGUCCCAAAAACUAGCUUUACCAAACAUUUGCCCAUUUCAAUCAAAAGAUUUUAAAGCUUAUUAAACACCCAAAUUAGCCUACCGCUGUGUAGCAAUUUUAAAAAUGGUUUACGUAAAAUUGUAGUUUUUUUGUCGCAGUUACUCACACUCAUUAGCAGCAAUUAAUGGUAAUAGUCUGAUAAUUUUCCCGUUUUUGUUUUUUCACCGAAAAUCUCAUAAAAGUAUUUGCGUCAGCAGCGACAUCUUUGCUCCCAGUGUUGGCGUUUUAUUCCCCUUAAUGUAUUACCGAGCCACUUUCGCGACCAGAAUAAUGACAAUGUAAUAAUAAGCUAAGACACGUCGGAGUCCCCCUCUGCGUGUUUUCCGGUGUUGAAGCUCCGCCUCCCCCGUCAGACCUCGACCAAUUGUCUGCACUUUAAUGCAGGUUCGCCCCUCGUCCCAUCCAAACCAGACCUGCUGUAUACUGAUGAGCAAGAACCGGAGCUGACUAUUGGUCUUAAGCAUUUGCUGGUGAUAAAAUGUAUUUUUUCCUCCUCUUGUUGUUAUUGUUGUUGUUAGUUUCUUCACCUUUCAGACUCGACUAGUCAAUACAGUUUUUUUUGUCAGUGUUAAAACACAAAAGAACAUUUCUACUAAUUUACAUUUCGGAGCUUUUUUGGUGAGUGUGUGGAAAAUAAAACCAGCUUUUUUGUGGAGGGGAGAUUUUUUUUUUUUUUUGUGACUUUGGUGUUAUUUUUGUCCGCUCACUUUGAUCGUUUCCCGAUGUGUACUUUAAUCAAUAAACUGGUGACACUGCA